Messenger RNA from Anguilla rostrata (American eel), 3136 nucleotides. RefSeq names its product transketolase b (gene tktb). The transcript is spliced from 14 exons. Gene Ontology annotation, molecular function: transketolase activity; thiamine pyrophosphate binding. The coding region runs from base 143 to 2020 and encodes 625 amino acids. NCBI's taxonomy places the organism in Eukaryota, Metazoa, Chordata, Actinopteri, Anguilliformes, Anguillidae. The record is from RefSeq and is a predicted model, not a curated record.
UUAAAACUGCAACGCCUCGGUCUCAAAACGCGGGGCACUUGCAGGAAAUAUUUGGCAGUAGCUGAUCGCGCACACGUGGAGUUUAACGUUUAGGGAUUUCGCAGGCUGUUCAACUGUUCGGCGUUGGAAGAUAAACUUGAAAAUGGCCAGCUAUCACAAACCCGACGAGAAGACACUUCAGGGGCUGAAAGAUACUGCGAACAAGUUGAGGAUUCACUCCAUCAAGGCAACAUGCGCUUCCAACUCGGGACACCCAAGCUCGUGCUGCAGUGCUGCGGAAAUCAUGUCUGUGUUGUUCUUCCACACCAUGCGCUACAAAGCCAGCGACCCCCGGAAUGCCUGCAAUGACCGCUUCAUCUUGUCCAAGGGUCAUGCUGCCCCUAUCCUGUACGCCGCCUGGGCGGAGGCCGGGUACGUUAAGGAGGCGGAGCUCCUGAACUUGCGCAAGAUCGACUCUGAGCUGGAGGGACACCCGACACCCAAGCUGGCGUUUGUGGACGUUGCGACGGGCUCUCUGGGUCAGGGACUCGGGGCUGCCUGUGGGAUGGCCUACACCGGGAAGCAUUUUGACAAAUCCAGCUACCGUGUGUUCUGCCUGCUGGGAGACGGGGAGUGCUCAGAGGGCUCGGUGUGGGAGGCCAUGGCGUUCGCCUCCUACUACCAGCUGGACAACCUGGUGGCCAUCCUGGACGUGAACCGGCUGGGCCAGAGCGAGGCGGCGCCUCUGCAGCACGACAUGGAGACCUACCGCAAGCGCUGCGAAGCCUUCGGGUGGAACACGUAUGUGGUGGACGGCCAUGACGUGGAGGAGUUGUGCAAGGCCCUGUGGCAGGCCCAGCAGCUCAAGGGAAAGCCUACUGCCAUUGUGGCCAAGACCUUCAAGGGCAAGGGACUCGAGGGAAUUGAGAAUGAGGAUAACUGGCACGGUAAGCCCAUUCCCAAGGACCGUGUGGAAGGCCUGCUGGCAGAGCUCCGGAGUCAAAUCCAGACCAACAGGUCCCUUUGCCCCCAGCAGCCCAACGAGGACACGGCCAAGGCCGACCUCUCCCCCAUCAGCCUGCCCUCCCCGCCCGAGUACAAGAUCGGUGACAAGAUGGCGACCCGUCGUGCGUACGGUGUGGCUCUGGCCAGGCUUGGCAAGUCCAGUCAGCGGGUGGUGGCUCUAGAUGGGGACACAAAGAACUCCACCUUCUCAGAGACCUUCAAGAAGGCCCACCCAGACCGCUACAUCGAGUGCUUCAUCGCCGAGCAGAACAUGGUGAGUGUGGCAAUCGGCUGUGCCACACGGGACCGCACGGUGGCGUUUGCCAGUACCUUUGCCGCCUUCCUGUCCCGGGCAUACGACCAGAUUCGCAUGGCGGCCAUCUCCCAGUCCAAUGUCAACCUGGUCGGCUCCCACUGCGGCAUCUCCAUUGGUGAGGAUGGGCCCUCUCAGAUGGCUUUGGAGGACCUGGCCAUGUUCAGAGCAGUCCCCACCUGCACCGUUUUCUACCCCAGCGACGCGGUCUCCACCGAGAGGGCCGUGGAACUGGCUGCCAACACCAAGGGAAUCUGUUUCAUUAGGACCAGCCGACCAGACCUGGCUGUUCUCUACUCUCCUGAGGAAAAGUUUGAAGUGGGACACGCUAAGGUGGUGCGUCAGUCGGAGAAUGACAAAGUGACCGUCGUCGGGGCAGGGGUGACUCUGCAUGAGGCGCUGGCUGCAGCAGAUCAGCUGGCAAUGGAAGGUGUGAACAUCAGAGUGAUCGACCCCUUCACCAUCAAGCCCCUGGAUGCCACCACGAUCGUGUCCUGUGCCCGAGCCACCGGCGGCAGAGUGAUAACCGUGGAGGACCACUACAAAGAGGGGGGCCUGGGCGAGGCCGUGUGCGCCGCGGUGGCGGAGGAGCCGGGCAUCGUGGUGAAGCGUCUGGCGGUCUCCCGCAUGCCCCAGAGCGGGAAGCCCCAGGAGCUGCUCGACCUCCACGGCAUCAGCGCCAAGGGCAUCGCCGCCGCCGUCAGGGCCACCUUCGCCAACUGAGGGACACGCCCCGACCUCGCGCUCGCGCCCCCCCCCCCCCCGCGGCUAGCCCCGUCUCUGCGCUAACACUGUAAAAACUGCACUUUCAACACAACAUCUUUCCACCUAGAUUUAAAGCAAGGGGCAAGGCUUGCAUUUCAGUUUUUUUUUGUUUUUUUUCCACCGGGUGUGAAGUGGUUUGGGCACUUGCAUAGUUUAAAGCCCCUCUCUGCACACACUGCCACUCUGCUCUGGCCUUGUCACGCGAACUGCAAGCAGGGUUUACAUUCCAUUUUUGAUACUCAGUCACUGUAACGGGUUUGCAUUUCCUUUGUGCUGUGAUCCUUCGGAUCUGCGGCACACGGCUCGAUGUGGCAGCAGGUGUUUUGGAGGCGCCUGCACCGCACGUCAGGCUCGUCUGUCAGGUUCUCCCCUUUCAGAUGAACGUUUUUGCAUUAUUCACGUUUGUUCAGUUUGCUUUACUGUAAACAGGCCUGGCUUGAACUGGUGUUCAGCUUUCAUGUUGAUAUCCCUCUUUAGUGCAACCCAAAUUACCCAAAGCUGUUUUUCCCCCCCACCACGCGUGAUCAUUCUUGUUCCCAAUAUCCUCCGAUUCAUAAUAUGUAUCCCCCCCCCCCAAAUGCAGCUAUAGUUAGAUUUUUGUGACACUUUCUUUUUCUUUUUUUUUUUUACGCUGUCAUUCUGUCCGCCCCACGCCCACAAACACUUUACCAUAGAAUCUUGUCUGUGCUGUAUGGGACCUUGCUAUCCAGAGCUUUUCCCUGUAGUUACAGGCACACCUUUCCUCUGGCAUUGAAAUGUUGAACAUUUUAUUUUUAUUAAUUUUAAUUACGACAACAUUUUCCCCUGAAAAAUGUCUUUUGAAUUUAAGUGAGGAUAUUUGCAUAUUCACAAUGCUCGACACGCUUGUUGCUAGGUUUGAGUAAUGACAAUGGCCUGCCCUCCUAAUGUGAACCUGCUGAUUUGCAGUCAAUCUCAUCAUGGAGUUUUGAAACAUCCAGAAGGCUUUAGUUUUCCCUGUGUUACUGAAAGAAUCUGUGGCUGCCUGUGUGCACACUUGUUUGUUGCUGUGGUUACGAUGUAUUGAAGAUCGUAAUAAAACUGACAUGCUUAUGA